Messenger RNA from Rotaria sp. Silwood1, 2154 nucleotides. Lineage: Eukaryota; Metazoa; Rotifera; Eurotatoria; Philodinida; Philodinidae. The record is from the annotation of a GenBank genome assembly.
AUGCAACGCUCAAUUCAUCUCAUUGUUUUUCUUCUAUGGUUUGGCGUCGCGAAUGCUAAGAGCAUAAACGAUGAAACUCAUAAUAUUACUAUCGUGGAAGACUCCAAUCAACAAGGGCUUCGUAUUGCUGCUAGUUCCUCUUCUCAAAGUUUGGCAGAAAAUAACACUGGUACAAGUUCCACAAAUGCCGUUGUUAACACUUAUGUAUUAACUCUAUUUAAUUAUCAAAAUAACCAAGUUUACGUUUACAGUCCAAAAUCAAAUACUGAUGAAAAUAAGAGUGAUUACAGAAAAUGGAUUUUUUAUUAUGUUCCAGUCAUGUUACCACUAAAACAAGAUGAAAAUGAUACAAAGUGGAUAUGGGCCGUUAGAAAUGAAGUUCGAUUGAAGUUAAUAGUAAGUAAUAAAGAAGUUGAAGAAUUGGCAAGAGAAGCUAUUUCAAAUAAGUUCGAUAGUGAUAUUGUAAAAAACUAUUCGAAAUAUUGGGAUGUAGCACCAUUGAUGAUUGAUUCGUUAAUGGCUUAUAUUUUACGUGCCGACUCAUCUCCAGUUGUCGGCGUUCAGCAAUAUCAUGCCAUUCAUCCAACAACACUAAUUAUGACAUUGCGUUUUCAAUGUACCACGGAGAUAAUAGCCCAAGAAACUGUAGAAAAGAUCAUUGAUGGUGAUUAUGAAAUUGAAGUUGCUUUAUAUUUUGCUGAAUUCAAACAAGUAAAAAUGAAUCUUGCUUCAAUUACAGGUGAUCAAGUGAGAAGUGUCUUAAGUAAAACAAUUGCAGACGGUGGUGAUACAAAUUCACAAUACAUCCAUCGAAAUCAAGCAGCACACUUUGUCGGUAAAUAUGUUACAAAUGUUAAAAAAAUGAUUUAUAUUGAAGAUGCAAGCUUGAAUACGUCUGCAUUGACAGCUGGCUUAGAGGAUCAAUUCUUUUCUCUUUUUCAACAAGGUAUGGAGAAUUCAGAGACAACAGAGAUUGAUGCCGGUUUAUAUGGUCAAAUAUGGUCAUCGUCUGAUUUAAAUCCUGACCGCUUGACAACAGAAAUAGAGAAUCUCUUUACAAAAAAUGACUCAGAAACACAAAGACGAAAUGAUUCUAAUACAUAUUACAAUUUGAAUACCCAGUAUCUGAAAGAAUCAACAACCAGCAAUGAGGCCAGUGCAAGUGUUAGUGGUAGCGGGUGGGGUUUUAGUGCAGCUAUAUCAGGUUCAACUUCAUCAUCUUCAUCUAAUUCAUUACAGAAUCAACUUGCUCAUACUACUCACGAUAUUUUUUCAAAAGAUGAUAUAGACAAACUGUUUGCGGAACAGCAGGUUCAGUUGGAAUGGAAAGGUGAAAAAUUUAUACCUAAAAAUUUCACAGUUUAUAAAUUAAUUGAUCUAACUAGUCAACUACAGGUAGCUAUUAUAGCGAAACAAUUCAGUGUGGAUAAAACUCGUGGGGCUAUUAUUCGAACCAUAAAUACACUGAAUACCUUGAGCGCACCUGUUCUAAAAAAUUCAACAAAAGAACCAAAGCCAACAAAGAUCUCCGCUGUAUUUCUGACGGGUACAAUCCAAUUGUAUGCUGGUAAUUUAACACCACCUAAACCAUGGCUGCUCUGUAACGGUUCAACUGUUUUGCGUACAGAAUAUAAAAGCUUGUUUAGCGUUAUUGGGGAAACCUAUGGGGCUGGAGAUGGACAAUAUACAUUCAAUCUUCCCGAUCUUCGUGGACGAGUACCGGUUGGUGUAGAUGAGUUAGAAGUAAAUGCUGCUGGAAUGAAUAGGUCAGGUGCUUUUGGCGGACGAACUAUGCAUCGACUGACUAUUGAUCAAAUUCCAUCUCAUAACCAUAGUGCAGGUUCUCUCUCUACAUCGUCGAAUGGUGAUCAUAAUCAUAUCGUUCGUGAUUAUGGGCAUAAUCAUGGUGGUCGAACAGGAUCCGAGCCGAAAUUUGGGGCAGGUGGAUGGGGAAUGACUCCCAAAGGACAUGGCAGCGACCAAUCUUCUCAUUCGCAUGUAAUACCAUUCGGUAAAACCGGCAUUCAAAUUGACCCUGCUGGCUCUCAUACUCACACGGUCAAUGACGGCUACACAGGGUCAGUGGGGCAUGCAGAAGAGUUCAGCUUGAUGCAACCAUAUCAAACAGUAAAUUAUAUAAUUUACGCUGCUUGA